CCCAGUUUAUAUACCUCAGUAUUUUUUUAAACCGUUAAAAAGUAGUAAAAAUAGCUGUAUUUUAAUAACUCAAGCAAGGAUCUGCAGAAACUAUUGUUUAUAUUGACAUAAUACAUGAAGUAUUAUAAACAAUUAAUAUUCAUUCUUUUAUACCUUCUACAUUUUACAUUUAUAUAUGCAGCAAUGAUUAAGGGACGAAAAUAUUCGACAGCGCAUUAUUCUUCAACUGGUUUAAUCUAUAUUCUUGGCGGAACCGAAAGCACAAGCAACUUCCACUCUGAAUAUGCCUCAAAUCUACUCACCCUGCAUUUCGAAAAGACAGAUUAUUCUCUCCACCUGGCUGCAUCAGAUAUUGAACAUCAUUUCCUUUUACCUUCUAUUGGACAUACAUCUCACUUACUAAAUCAUUCAAUCAUCACAGUACUCGGCCUUCAUCCAUCAUACAAGGAUACACCAAGGAUAGCUCUGUCUUCAUCCAAUCAGACCAACCGUUAUCAAUUGUCUCCAUCACACAGGUACAAACAUACCUCGACCCUGAUGGAUGAUCGACUCUAUGUAAUUGGAGGUCUAUCUGCCAAGACGCACCAACCAGCGCAUGACGCCAAUUGGGUCUAUUUCCUUUCAAACAAAACCUGGACUCAGCUUCCAGUCCACACGCAAGCUGCUGGUCAUGUCUCGAUCUCAUACGAGCACUGGAUUAUUUCAUGCUUUGGACAACAAGGAGAACUAACGAUGUCUAAUCGCUGCAUCUGGUUUGACACAGACACUUUUCAAUCCACCGUCGUGAGCAGCCAUAGUCCAGUUGAGGAAUGGCCUACUGCACGCAGUUAUGCAAGUGUCGUCACGCUCCCUAAUCAAUCCACGCAUGUUUUAUUUGGUGGCGAAAAUGAACGAGAUAUACUAGAUGAUCUAUGGCAGCUAGAUAUACGUGCGCCAUUUCAGAUGACCUGGACAAAGUUGGAGCAUAGUCAUAAAGGCAGAUCAGGACAUGUAGGUGUAUUAAUAGAUGAUUUGAUUCUCUAUUAUGGUGGACAAGAUGGUCCAGAGUCCAUGGUUAAUGAACCUAUUUACUUUAAUACAACAAGUAAACAAUGGAUUACAAAGGGAAAGCCAGUGCUCCUGUACCAACGUGACGUACAAGAUUCUGCAUCAAAUGGCGCUCAAGGGAUCAGUGGCGGAGCCAUUGGUGGGAUUAUCGUUUGUGUUAUUGUAAUAGUAGCCGCUGGCAUUGGAUUUUUCAUCUGGAGAAGGCACAAGCAACAACGUCAUGUUCACUCCGAAUCCAGGGCAGCAAGGUUCAGCCAAUCACCAAAUAAUGUCUCAUUACAGCAAUUAGCUUAUGGAGAAAAGAUACAAAUGACAAACUCAAUGGUAUUUGAUGAUGAGAGAAAGCCGGUACCCUUUCUCAGUUUACCUGAAUUGGCUGUCACGAAUAGCAACAAUACACGAAUCAGUGCGAUUUCUCUUGGUGCAGAGUUUAAAUUUUCUACAGAAGACUAUUACCGCAGACAAUCUGCACAGUCAUCCAACCUUAGUCGUCAACGAAUGGAACAGGACAAGACAAGUUUAGACAAGAGUCCUGAAUCAUCCAAUAAAAAGCUAGAUAUGGGCACAAGUGGAUUCAAACGAUUGACACUCAAUCUGUUUUCAAACAGUAGCUCACUCCAUCCCGAUACAGAUGCAAAUCAGACAUUGGGCGAUAAACGAGGUCAAUCAGGAAUUUUCCAGCUGAGAGGAUCACGGCUUUUGCAAGCACGCGCACCAACCACAUCCGAUGGUAAUUAUCCAGGUAUGAUGUACAGCAAUCAUUCUAGACAGUCACUUGGAGGCAAAUCAGUCUCGUCAGUGCAAUGGGUUGGAUUUAAUGAUACCAUGGACUACAAGGGAAACAAGUGGCGUGACAGUUCGACUUCUUCUCUUCAUUUGGCUGUGAAGAAUGCUGCCAAUCGAGCAAGCUCUCAUUAUACGAGUGAUAGUACACAGUCAACUCCUAGAAGCCCCAUGUUCCCACACCAUCUGCGCGAUUCAGUUGCCAUACAAUAUCACCAGGAGAACUCCUCUAAGCAGAGCAUUCGUAGUUAAUGGGUAUAUAUAUAUAUAUGUAUAGAUGUAUAGGUGGUAUACACAAAUUGUUAAUCUUUUAGAAAUUGUCAACAGUAGUUACGUAUAAACUAAUACUUAAU
Molecule: messenger RNA, 2183 nt
Organism: Rhizopus microsporus ATCC 52813
Lineage: Eukaryota; Fungi; Mucoromycota; Mucoromycetes; Mucorales; Rhizopodaceae
Exons: 1
Coding region: 184-2082 (632 amino acids)
Molecular function (GO): protein binding
Source: RefSeq, a predicted model, not a curated record